CAGGCUAGAAAUCUUCAUACAGGAGAACUGGCUGCUGUAAAAAUAAUCAAGUUAGAGCCUGGAGACGACUUCUCAUUGAUACAGCAAGAAAUAUAUAUGGUUAAAGAAUGCAAACAUUGCAACAUAGUUGCCUAUUUUGGGAGCUAUCUCAGCCGUGAGAAGCUGUGGAUAUGCAUGGAAUACUGCGGUGGGGGAUCCCUCCAAGAUAUUUACCAUGUAACUGGACCUCUGUCAGAGUUACAAAUUGCAUAUGUGUGCAGAGAAACUUUACAGGGUCUUGCUUAUUUGCAUAUGAAGGGCAAAAUGCAUAGAGAUAUAAAGGGUGCAAAUAUUCUACUAACAGACCAUGGAGAUGUCAAAUUAGCUGACUUUGGUGUAGCAGCAAAAAUAACAGCCACCAUUGCGAAGAGGAAAUCAUUUAUUGGUACCCCUUACUGGAUGGCCCCAGAAGUUGCAGCGGUGGAAAAGAACGGUGGAUAUAACCAGCUCUGCGAUAUCUGGGCGGUUGGCAUAACAGCGAUUGAACUUGCAGAGCUUCAGCCGCCCAUGUUUGAUCUUCACCCGAUGAGGGCUUUGUUUUUAAUGUCAAAAAGUAAUUUUCAACCGCCAAAGCUAAAGGAAAAAGCAAAAUGGUCAUCAACAUUCCAUAAUUUUGUCAAAAUAGCACUUACAAAAAAUCCAAAGAAGAGACCGACAGCAGACAGACUUCUUUCUCAUAGCUUUGUAGGGCAGCCUGGCCUUUCCAGAUCUUUGGCAGUUGAGCUGUUGGACAAAGUUAAUAAUCCUGACAACCAUACACACUACAGUGAAGUUGAUGAUGACGAUUUUGAGCCUCACUCCGUUAUCCGCCAUACAAUUCGUUCUACGAACAGGAACAUUAGGGCAGAAAGAACGGCAUCGGAGAUAAACUUUGAUAAGCUGCAGUUUGAGCCCCCUCUCCGGAAAGAAACAGAAGCUCGGGAUGAAAUGGUUGUGGCAGCUGGCACUGACUUUGCUUCGCAUUGGAAUCCUUUUGUUGACAGUGGAAGCAGCAAAUCAACACUAAAGCGAGCCGGGCCACCUCCCCUACCUCCUAAGCCGAGAAUAAACAGUUAUCCUGAGGAAAACCUUCCAGAUGAUGAGAAAUGCCAGACAAUAAAACAUUUCCCAGACUCCCAGAACAGAGCCCCACCAGCUCACAGGAGACAAAGUAUCCCUGUUUGUGGGCCUCAGACUGAUUCUUCCCCCGUUGGAAAUGGGGAUGGCAUGCUGAAACUCAUUGAAGAAAAUGCAGAAGGGUCUGGACAAAUCCCUCAAUUGCCACGUAAAAAAGAGAAAAGAGAUUUUCCUAAGCCAGCAAUCAAUGGUUUACCACCAACACCAAAGGUGCUGAUGGGAGCGUGUUUUUCCAAAGUCUUUGAUGGUUGUCCUUUGAAGAUUAAUUGUGCAACAUCGUGGAUACAUCCAGAUACCAAAGAUCAGUACAUUAUCUUUGGCACGGAAGAAGGUAUCUAUACUUUGAAUUUGAAUGAACUUCACGAAGCAACGAUGGAACAGUUGUUUCCCCGAAAGUGCACCUGGCUGUAUGUUAUCAAUAACACCUUAAUGUCCUUGUCAGAAGGGAAAACAUUCCAGCUCUACUCCCAUAAUUUAAUAGCUUUGUUUGAACAAGCCAAAAAAACAGGAUUAGCUGCUCAUAUUCAAACCCAUAGGUUUCCUGACAAAAUAUUACCAAGGAAGUUUGCCUUAACAACAAAGAUCCCCGAUACAAAAGGAUGCCACAAAUGCUGUAUAGUACGAAAUCCAUACACAGGACAUAAAUACCUGUGUGGUGCAUUGCAGUCUGGAAUUGUUCUACUACAGUGGUAUGAGCCAAUGCAGAAAUUCAUGUUAAUAAAGCACUUUGAUUUUCCUUUGCCAAGCCCUUUGAAUGUGUUUGAAAUGCUAGUGAUACCAGAGCAGGAGUACCCGAUGGUCUGCGUAGCUAUCAGUAAGGGUACUGAACCAAAUCAGGUAGUUCAGUUUGAGACAAUCAACUUGAACUCUGCUUCUUCGUGGUUUACAGAAAUUGGUGCAGGCAAUCAGCAGUUAGAUGCCAUUCACGUAACGCAGCUGGAAAGAGACACUGUCCUAGUCUGCCUGGACAAAUUUGUGAAGAUUGUGAAUUUACAAGGGAAAUUGAAGUCGAGCAAGAAAUUGGCCUCCGAGCUGAGCUUUGAUUUCUGCAUUGAGUCAGUGGUGUGCCUUCAAGACAGUGUGCUGGCCUUCUGGAAACACGGCAUGCAGGGCAAAAGCUUUAAGUCAGAUGAAGUUACUCAAGAGAUAUCAGAUGAAACCAGGGUUUUCCGCUUACUGGGAUCAGACAGAGUGGUAGUGUUGGAAAGCAGGCCAACAGAAAAUCCGACUGCACACAGCAAUCUCUACAUCUUGGCUGGACACGAAAAUAGUUACUAA
Molecule: messenger RNA, 2433 nt
Organism: Pelecanus crispus (Dalmatian pelican)
Lineage: Eukaryota; Metazoa; Chordata; Aves; Pelecaniformes; Pelecanidae
Source: RefSeq, a predicted model, not a curated record